Messenger RNA from Fundulus heteroclitus (mummichog), 775 nucleotides. It is a transcript of the gene ube2c, whose product is annotated as ubiquitin-conjugating enzyme E2C. The transcript has 7 exons. The record is from RefSeq and is a predicted model, not a curated record. The coding region runs from base 163 to 687 and encodes 174 amino acids. NCBI's taxonomy places the organism in Eukaryota, Metazoa, Chordata, Actinopteri, Cyprinodontiformes, Fundulidae.
UUUGAAAGUCGGGCGCUGAUUGGCUGUUUGGGGAGCAAAGUCAGUUUAAACUGAGGAGCGGCAGAAAGCCCAGUUGGACUUCGAACCGGCAGCAUCUCCCCUCGGAUUGAGACCGAACCGAUACCGAACCUAUCCCCGGCAGCAACCGGACCGCCAGAACCCAUGGCCUCCCAGAACCUGGACCCCGCAGCGGCUGCAGCUUCCUCCGCAGCCGCCCUCAAGGGCAGCGAGAGCGGCAGCAGCGCGACCAAAGGCUCGGUGACCAAGAGGCUGCAGCAGGAGCUGAUGACCCUCAUGAUGUCGGGUGAUAAGGGGAUCUCGGCGUUCCCAGAGUCCGAUAAUCUCUUCAAAUGGGUCGGAACCAUCGACGGAGCUCAAGGGACGGUGUACGAAGGGCUGCGGUACCGGCUGUCCCUGGACUUCCCGGCCGGGUAUCCGUACCAGGCGCCGCGCGUGAAGUUCGUGACGGCGUGCUUCCACCCCAACGUGGACGAGCAGGGCUUCAUCUGCCUGGACAUCCUGAAGGAGAAGUGGUCGGCGCUGUACGACGUGCGCUCCAUCCUGCUGUCCGUCCAGAGCCUGCUGGGAGAACCCAACAACGACAGUCCCCUCAACACGGCCGCUGCAGAACUGUGGGCCAACCAGGACGCCUUCCGAGCUCACCUCCACGCCACGUUCCAGAAGUGAGACCGCUCCUCGCCUUCUUCCUGUCGUCUGAUUGUAUCAUAUUUUUAUGUGUGUUUGCCUCUUUGUGUUAAUAAAGUUUUUAAUUCAG